ACCUUCUCACUCGCAAACACUAUCCUUCCUCCUCCUUCAUCGUCCUUCUUCUUCUUCUUCUUCUUCUUCAUCCAUGGCGAUCGCGGCCAUAGCCACCGCCCUCCUCCUCUUCUCGGCCCUCGCCCUCGCCGCGGCCGCGAGGACCGACGAGGAGGUCAUGGGCAUGUACGAGGUCUGGCUCGCCAGGCACGGCAAGUCCUACAACGGCCUCGGCGAGCGGGAGCGGCGCUUCGAGAUCUUCCGCGACAACCUCCGUUUCGUCGACGAGCGCAACGCCCUCAACCGGUCGUACACCCUCGGGAUGACCCGGUUCGCCGACCUCACCAACGAAGAGUACCGCGCCACUUACCUCGGCAUGAGGAGCGACCCCAAGCGCCGGUUGGCGAAGGCGAAGCGCGCGAGCGACCGCUACGCCGCCCGCCCCGACGACAUGUUGCCGGCCGCCGUCGACUGGAGGGCCCGGGGCGCCGUUAAUCCGGUCAAGGACCAGGGAGCUUGCGGAAGCUGCUGGGCCUUCUCUACCAUAGCUGCAGUGGAAGGAAUCAACCAGAUCUUCACCGGCGAGCUCAUAUCGCUCUCCGAGCAAGAGCUCGUGGAUUGUGACCGGUCCUACGAUGCCGGUUGCAACGGUGGGCUCAUGGACUACGCCUUCCAGUUCAUCAUUGACAACGGCGGCAUUGAGACCGAGCAGGACUACCCUUACACGGGAGUCGAUGGGACCUGUGAUGCGUCUGUGGUUAACUCAAAGGUCGUGACCAUUGAUGGGUACGAGGAUGUCCCGGCAUUUGACGAGAGAGCCUUGAAGAAGGCUGUGGCUCAUCAACCCGUGAGUGUUGCCAUUGAAGCCGGAGGCAGGGAUUUCCAACUUUAUCAAUCUGGCGUGUUCACCGGCGAAUGUGGAACUGCAUUGGACCACGGUGUGAUCGCGGUCGGGUACGGGAGGCAGCAUGGUGUUGAGUACUGGCUUGUGAGGAACUCGUGGGGCGCUGAGUGGGGCGAGAGCGGAUACAUCAAGAUGGAGAGGAACUUGGCCAACAAUUACUAUGGCAAGUGCGGGAUCGCAAUGGAGGCAUCUUACCCCAUCAAGACCACCCAGAACCCUGAUAGUAAAUAUUCUUCAAUGGGAAGCAGUGGUGGCAUCGAGCUCGUCAGCAGUUCUUGAAGCGCGGGAUGGAGGAAACACUUGCAGAAAGGUGCAAAGUCGAUCGCCUUUGAGUUCAGCGAUCGCUCUGCUUUCACAUAAUUGUGUCAUAGUCCUUCCUGGAGGUUGGUUUACAGAAGGGAGGGAGGAAGGAAUAUGGAUGCACAUUGGGCUGGUUCUCUUAUGAUUCCACUGUAAAUAGCUUUCAAUUCAUGGAUAUCUGAAUUCCGAAGAAUUGCACCUGAAGAAGUAAUAGUUAUUGUAACUCGUCAAGUCGUCAAUGAAACUUUCUUUC
Messenger RNA from Rhodamnia argentea, 1436 nucleotides. RefSeq names its product cysteine proteinase COT44-like. Lineage: Eukaryota; Viridiplantae; Streptophyta; Magnoliopsida; Myrtales; Myrtaceae. The transcript is spliced from 4 exons. The coding region runs from base 74 to 1162 and encodes 362 amino acids. Gene Ontology annotation, cellular component: lysosome. Gene Ontology annotation, molecular function: cysteine-type endopeptidase activity. The record is from RefSeq and is a predicted model, not a curated record.